AUGUCCCACCAAGAGGACAAGGAAAAUGUCAAAGCUGUGCACGAAAUAUUCAGUAGCGAUGAUCCAGAAAGCAUCGAGUCAGAAACAGUCUUUGGGAAGCUGCUAGUUCCAUUUGUACGGGAGUACUUGAGAUACGACUACAAGCGCGGCAUUCCGGUGCUCCGCGGUUGGAAAACCUGGUUGGAACUAGAUCACACCAACGAAAACAACUUCAGUACACUUGAUGAUUACAUAACUUAUCGCCUUGUGGAUAUUGGAAUGUGGGCAUACCCGGCCAUGGCCGUCUAUCACAUGCAACUUGACAUCAAACCAGAGCAGAUGGACUCCCUCAAACAGGUCUUCUUCCUUAUGGAGAAGGCCAUCAUCUUCACCAAUGACUAUUGGAGCUGGCCAAAAGAAGCUGCCAAUUCCAGGAGAGGGAGUAAGAGAGUCAUGAACGCUGUCCUGGUGGUUAUGAGAGAGCUACAGAUAGACGAUUGCGAAGAUGCUCGCAAGAUAGUCAAGGAGAAGGCGAUUGGGUAUGAGAAGGAGCUUCUACGCUUGCGGAACCAGCUGUUCUCGCCUGAGUACCAGCCUCCUCUCACCAGUGACAUGCGCAGUUAUGUGGAUGCACAUUUGUGGAUGGUUUCCGGGAACAACCUGUGGAGCUCCACAUGCCCUCGGUACCAUUCGCAGAAGGUUCAUUGA
Aspergillus luchuensis is the source of this 687-nucleotide messenger RNA. RefSeq names its product terpene synthase family protein. Bases 1 to 687 code for a protein of 228 amino acids. Lineage: Eukaryota; Fungi; Ascomycota; Eurotiomycetes; Eurotiales; Aspergillaceae. The transcript has 3 exons. The record is from RefSeq and is a predicted model, not a curated record.